AUGGAGACGGCGAUCGGGGCGGGCGGGAGGACGUGGGCGCGGGCGACGAGCGCGCUGUGUCGAACGGCGGCGCGGUUGGACGCGCGCGAUACGGAGGAUGGGAAACGGUACCUCGACGAAUCGUUGCGGCUGCUCGAGACGAGGGAGAGCGAGCGCGGGAGUGGGGACGCGGACGCGCGCGCGAGAGCGGCGAUGUGCGCGCGAUUGAGCGGCGCGCGGGUGUUGGGAUCGAUGGGCUCGGCGGCGAAGGAGAGCGCGAGAGGCGCGUUCGACGAGACGGGCGCGCUUCGAGGCGAGUUCUUCGCGCGCGCCGUUCCCGCGCUGUUGGAACAUUCGUAUAAAGAUAAAGCGGGAAGCGUGCGGCGGGCGUGCGCGGAGGCGCUCGGGCGCGUGGGAGGGUUGAAGACGACGGACGUUCGCCAGCUCGGACGCGCGUUGGGCGAUAAGCGCGACGACGUGCGAACGGCGGCGACGCGGUCAGUCGGCGCGCAGGGUGGAGUGGCGAAGUUUUUAGUGCCCAAACUCGUCGAGAACGCGAGGCGCGAUGAUCCAGAGUUGCGUCAAACCACGUGCGAGGCGCUGGAGAGCGUGUGGAAAGGACGCCAAGGCGAUCCCGCGCAAGACGGUUCGGAGGACGUUCUUUUGUUUCAAACCGCGGAGUGUAUGGGCGAACUCACGAAUGAUGCAGACGCUGGCGUGCGCGCGGCGGCGACGAGGUGCUUAGGUCACCUUCGAGGCGCCGCGGCGGCGAAAGUGAGCUUGAUUAACAAGCGCGUAGACGAUAGCGAUGAAGGCGUGCGAGACGCCGCGGCGGAGACUUUAAUCAAGCUCGGAUUCAUCAAUCCGAGCACGGGCACGCUACGAAACAAGGGCAACUACCGCACGUCAAAGUUUUCGGCGAAUAAAAACUUAUUCGCCGUCCUGACUGGCAAGCAAGAUUCCCUCGCGACGACGUCGCGCGUCAACGUUCCCGCGGGAGCCAUCGUGCGCGUGUGGUGGCCUCUGGAUGAGUGCUACUACGAAGCAAAGGUCAAGGGAUACGACAAGUCAACGCGCAAGUACAGGCUUCUAUACCUAGACGACAACGUAGAAGAAGAGGUGAACUUUAGGAAGGAAAAGGUUGACUUGAAGCACAAGCCGACGAAGAACGCCAGGGCGACGUGGAUCCCGUGCGGCGCGGUGCAGCGCAAGCCAAAGUCGAAGGACAAGGAUCAACCAAAACACAAAAUAGCGCGAAAGCGAUCGUCGGCGACGAGCGCGUGGGUGGAUUACGACGCCGAAGAGCAAAAACGGAUCGGUCGCGAAGCGCUCGUCGGUCGUCGAAUGAAAGUUUGGUGGCCAGACGACAAGGCGUGGUACGCCGGCGAGAUUCGUCGCUUCAGCGCCGACACGGGCAAGUAUACGGUGUUUUACUUCGAGGACGGCGAAGAGGAAGAUUUAGAUUUCGACAAAGAAGAGCGCGCGCCAAAGAUUUACGAACCUGUUCAAGACGAAUCCGCGACGCCUACGAUUCACGGUUUGGAACCGCGGCGACUGCCCGUUCGCUCUGGCGAAAAGGACGCGCUGUACGAACCGGGAUGUUUCCGCGGGAGCGAGUGCUGCAGCUUCGUGAACGAAGAGGGCGAGAAAACAACAAUGUUGUGCUCGGACUUUGACAAAAUGUACGGCGGCGGAAGUCGCUGGCGACGUUCCAUCGUCGUGACUUCCGAAACCGGCGCCGAGCCGAUUGACACCUUCUUCCGCGUCAACGGCGAGCGCUGGGGGAACGCCGUCUUAGGUUAUGAGUUCGAUAUGGACGUCGCCGUCGACAUGCGAGACUUUCCCGUCGAUCGACAGCCCGUCGAACCGUCUUGGCAACGCGUGAAAAUCAUCUCGUACAACCCGACGAGCGGCGAGCACCAAUGCGUCGACAUCAAGGACGACGGCGAGCCCGAUCCCAGUCGCGCCGUGUGGCUUCCGCUCUGCAUGCAACGCACGCGCGCGCGCGCCGCCGCCGACGACGACGACGGUGAAGAUUCGAUUUCUGACAUCAUUAGUUCAUAG
Messenger RNA from Ostreococcus lucimarinus CCE9901, 2043 nucleotides. RefSeq lists its product with no specific name. Gene Ontology annotation, biological process: DNA repair; mitotic sister chromatid cohesion. Lineage: Eukaryota; Viridiplantae; Chlorophyta; Mamiellophyceae; Mamiellales; Bathycoccaceae. Gene Ontology annotation, cellular component: nucleus; chromatin. The coding region runs from base 1 to 2043 and encodes 680 amino acids. The transcript has a single exon. The record is from RefSeq and is a predicted model, not a curated record.